GCGCGCCCCGGCCGCCCUCGCCGAGGUGCUUCCUGCGGAGCGGAGGCAGGGGAGAAGUGCGGCCGCCUAGCCCGGCCCUUCCCGGCGCGCAGCCCCGACGGGGCCGCGGCACGACGGAGCCAUGAGAGAGUACAAAGUGGUGGUGCUGGGCUCGGGCGGCGUGGGCAAGUCCGCGCUCACCGUGCAGUUCGUGACGGGCUCCUUCAUCGAGAAGUACGACCCCACCAUCGAGGACUUCUACCGCAAGGAGAUCGAGGUGGACUCGUCGCCGUCGGUGCUGGAGAUCCUGGACACGGCGGGCACGGAGCAGUUCGCGUCCAUGCGGGACCUGUACAUCAAGAACGGCCAGGGCUUCAUCCUCGUCUACAGCCUCGUCAACCAGCAGAGCUUCCAGGACAUCAAGCCCAUGCGGGACCAGAUCAUCCGCGUGAAGCGGUACGAGCGCGUGCCCAUGAUCCUGGUGGGCAACAAGGUGGACCUGGAGGGCGAGCGCGAGGUCUCCUUCGGCGAGGGCAAGGCCCUGGCCGAGGAGUGGAGCUGCCCCUUCAUGGAGACGUCGGCCAAAAACAAAGCCUCGGUGGACGAGCUGUUCGCCGAGAUCGUGCGGCAGAUGAACUACGCGGCGCAGCCCAACGGCGACGAGGGCUGCUGCUCGGCCUGCGUGAUCCUCUGAGGCCGCGAGCCCCGCGCACAAAGCCGAGCGCACGGCGCGCUCGGCGGGAUGCCCUUCUCGCUCGGAGGUUGGAGACGACUCGGCAGCGGCCGGGGUGGCCUCCGCCCCGCGUGCGAGGGGCUGUCCCGCCCUGACCCUCCGCGACCCGGUGGGAACGUGGCGCUGUGCAGCAUGUACGUUUCUCAUUGAUUUUGGUUGACGCAUAUUUCCCCGUUGAAGCAGUCGUUGGGGCGCUGUAUUGGCAGCUUGACACCGGCAAGCGAAAGUUUCAGCCAGGAAAAAAUGCGCUGGGGAAGGAAGAGGACGGGAGAAGGUGGAGGGGACCUUUUGUGUCUGUGCGUGUGCGUGUCAACAACCGUUUUCUAGUUCCAAGCUUUCAGUACACGGAAGAAGUCCGGGAGAACCAAAUGAAGGAGCAGGAGGAGAGGAAGAAACUUGUUUUUUCAUUGUUUUCCAGGAGUAGCUGGAAAUUAAGAUCGGGUUCCUUUUCUGCCAGUUUGGAAGGGCAACCCCGUGACUGAUUGCGAUUCCGAGGAUGUCUAUGCAAAGUUGGGUUCUUGUUACAGUGUAUCCAAUCUGAAGUAUUGCACAUCUGAACUGGGACUGUUAACACUGAUGCCAAUACAGUGUGGGGUGCCAGAAAGUGUCUGCUGAUAUUUGCGGGAAAAAAAAUAUCUAUUUUGUUUACCUACUGUAUCAAAGGGGAGUCUGGGGGAGAACGGUAGUAUUUUUUUUUAUCAGCUGUGAAAAAAGUGUUACAGAUCUGCACAUUUUUGUGUGUACUAUUGUGUGUGUGUGUGUGUGUGUUUAGCUUCUUGUUCUUAUUGGUUGGCAGUAACAGAUUUUGAUGAUGAGCUCUUUAAAAUCAAGUACAAAGACUUUGCCAAUGGGAUUCAGGGCCCCAGCACCCCUGUGUCUGCAGAGUGCCUUCAAAACUCAGCUGUUCCAGCCGGUGCCAACCUGUGAACUUCCCACCAUCUCCCAGAAUCCGCUCUUCCCCAAACCACUUCCAGUUUCCUUGCAGCAAUCUUCCCGAAGGAGCCAGGACAAUAGGGCUUGUUG
This is a messenger RNA of Ceratotherium simum simum (southern white rhinoceros), 1735 nucleotides long. RefSeq names its product RAP2B, member of RAS oncogene family (gene RAP2B). The record is from RefSeq and is a predicted model, not a curated record. Lineage: Eukaryota; Metazoa; Chordata; Mammalia; Perissodactyla; Rhinocerotidae. Gene Ontology annotation, cellular component: membrane. Gene Ontology annotation, molecular function: GTPase activity; GTP binding. Gene Ontology annotation, biological process: Rap protein signal transduction.